AUGUAUUGUCCUACUUUUCGAGUGUUGUCAUGUACGAAACAAAUCACCAACCAAAUCAGAAAAAAAUCCAUACAAAUUAGUUCCAAUUCAGAUGAGUCUCCAUUGGACGGUAUUAGAAUUUUAGAUUUGACCAGAAUUGUAGCUGGCCCUUUUUGUACUAUGGUUUUAAGUGAUCUAGGGGCUGAAGUUAUCAAAGUUGAACGUCCAAAAAUGGGGGAUGAAUGCCGUAAAUGGGGCCCACCUUUUGCAAACAACACACAAGAACCUUGCUAUUUUCUCUCAGUCAACAGAAACAAGAAAAGUAUGUGCGUUGAUUUGAAACAUCCAGAAGGAAAGAGUAUAUUGUACGAUUUAGCGAAGAAGAGUGAUGUCUUGGUAGAAAACUAUGUUCCUGGCAAACUAGAUGAGCUGAAACUUGGCUAUGAAGAUUUUCGAAAAGUGGCACCACAUUUAAUAUACUGUUCAAUCACUGGUUAUGGUCCUGAUGGUCCUUAUAAAAAUAGACCUGGUUAUGAUGUUAUAGCAGCAUCUAUGGGUGGUUUAAUUCAUGCUACAGGUACUAUAAGCGGAGAACCAGUCAAAGUUGGAGUAGCUAUGACAGAUGUAACUACUGGUCUCUACGCACAUGGAGCCAUCAUGGCGGCUCUCAUCAAACGCUCAAGAACCGGAAGAGGCCAGAAAAUUGAUUGCAAUCUCCUUUCCACUCAAAUAUCGACACUUAUAAACAUUGGAGCCAACUACCUGAACGCUGGCAAAGAGGCCACAAAAUGGGGCACCGCACACGAAAGUAUAGUACCCUACGAAUCAUUCCCCACCCAAGACGGCUAUUUUACCAUUGGUACCGGCUCCGAACCACAGUUUAAAGACUUCUGUGAACGAAUACAAAGACCAGAUCUUCCACAAAACGAAAAGUAUUUAACCAAUAAAUUGAGGGUGCAAAACAGAGAGGAAUUGGUGCCGUUGCUAAGAACCAUCUUGAAGACGAAAACCAACAAAGAAUGGGCCGAUAUAUUCUUGGGAGCAUCGUUUCCGUGUGGGCCGGUCAAUACAAUGAAAGACACCUUUGAAGAUCCUCAUGUUAAGGCAAUCGAUUUGGUGAAAACUUUGGACCAUCCGGUAGCUGGUCAAAUAAAGGUGGUUGGGCCUGCGGUUAAAUAUGGAGAGGGGGGAAAUUUUGUUAAAAGUGCACCCCCUACGUUGGGGCAACACACCAAACAAGUGUUAAGUGAAAUUUUAGGUUUUAGCGAUGCGAGUAUUGAAGAUUUUAAACGACGACAAGUUGCAAAAUUUAAGCUUAAAACAUACACGUGCACCGCUGAGGCCUGCCAGGAAGUUCCUAGAGUUCGAUUGAAAUUAAGAAAGCCAAGGACCGACAGAAAAGUUCAGUGGAGUACAGAAACUGUAGAUAAUGAGAAUAUGGGCAAAAAGAAAUCAAAAUGUUGUUGUAUAUAUGACAAACCGAAAAAGUUCGGCGAGAGUAGUUCAGAUGAAGAUGAAGACGAAUGUGAUCAUUGCCAUGGACAUGUAGAGAAAAAGAAACAUAAACACAAUCCAUCAGCGGGUAACAGUAUUGACAGUGAGGGUGGAUUGAGUCCGGGUGAUGGACCUAGCUCGUAAAUUAAAAAAAAUCAACUGUACUCCGCACAUUCUACGUAGACGAAUAAAUUUGGAAAGACUCUACCAACACUGUUACCUUACAUUCUUAACUAUAGUAGAAUUUUUAGUGAUUGAUAGUAUAAAGUAUUUCAAUGUUCUGAUGUAUUUCCAGUUUGAAUUCCAUUUUUAACCUAUUGUAGAGGUAUAUCAUUUGAUCUUGUAUACCGGCUGUAAUUUGUCUGUUUGUAACAGUUAAGCCCUAAUCGACAUUGUUAUUUACUUUUUCAAGAUCAAUGACUAUAAGUAUCCAUUUAAAUUAAAUAACUUGCACUAUUAAUUAAUUAUUAUAUGUAUGUGUCUGACAUUAUAAAUGCGUUUUGCUAUCAAACACAAAGAGUUCACUUAAAAAGUUUACUGUAUUUUUAAUGUUUUUUCAAUAAUAUACCAAUAUAUCAAAUGUUUACCAAUUUAAACCUCUUCAAAUGUUAAUGUUCAAUGAAAAACUCUUAAGUAGUAAGACGAGAGGAGAUAAACCAAUGUGAUGAUAUAAUUAUUGUUAAAUUAGGAAUAUAAGUAAUAUUUAUCCUAAUAAUAAGCAAUAAGAUUUAAGUGAAACGUAAAA
Diabrotica virgifera virgifera (western corn rootworm) is the source of this 2218-nucleotide messenger RNA. RefSeq names its product succinate--hydroxymethylglutarate CoA-transferase-like. NCBI's taxonomy places the organism in Eukaryota, Metazoa, Arthropoda, Insecta, Coleoptera, Chrysomelidae. The transcript is spliced from 7 exons. The coding region runs from base 1 to 1617 and encodes 538 amino acids. Gene Ontology annotation, molecular function: protein serine/threonine phosphatase inhibitor activity; catalytic activity. The record is from RefSeq and is a predicted model, not a curated record.